AUGGUGUUCUCUACCUAUGCAUCAAUGAUGGGAAUCGUCAUGAUGCUCAAACCAAUGGUUCACACGGUAAUUCCACCUUCUGUUCAAAACUUCGUCGUCUCUUAUAUAAAGUCUUUAGUCGGCUCUCGUUCAUCGACUCUUGCGAUCAUCAUCAAUGACAAAAACGUGUAUGAGAGAGGUAUGGAGUGGCCAAAUGAGCUCUAUCACGCGGCUCUGGCUUAUGUCUCAAGCAAGAUAACCCCUGAUGAGGUUGUCUCCGAUAUCUACGAAGGCAUUAAGCUCACAUGGCGGUACGUCGCUGGCAGUUCGCAAACGGCUGGAGAUGGAGAAAACUCGAAAUUCGAAUGCCUCGAGCUGAGCUUCGACAAGAAACACAAAGACUUGGUCUUGAACUCUUAUGUACCUUAUGUGGAGAAGGAGGCAAAACUGAUCAAUAACGAUAAGAGAAUUCUCAAGAUGUACUCUGAGUGCAUGGGUAGCGGAUGGAAUCCCGUGAACUUCGAGCACCCUUCAACAUUUGACACGAUGGCUAUGAAUGAUGAGCUCAAGCGUUCUGUUAAGGAAGAUCUUGAUCGGUUCAUUAAAAGGAAAGAUUUCUACAAAAGAGUUGGAAAAGCUUGGAACAGGGGUUACUUGUUGUACGGUCCACCGGGGACCGGGAAGUCUAGUCUAGUGGCAGCUAUGGCUAACUACCUCAAAUUCGAUAUCUAUGAUCUUCAGCUCGCAAGCGUUCAGGGGGACGCUUUUCUAAGGAGGAUGCUUCUCCAAGUGAGAAACAGAUCGAUUCUUGUUGUAGAAGAUAUUGACUGCUCCAGUGAUUUGCCUACAAGGUUGCAACCUGCAAUGACAACCUUUGGUGGUCACGAGGGAUCAACAUCAUUGACAUUAUCAGGACUUUUAAAUUCCGUAGAUGGGUUAUGGUCAAGUUGUGGAGACGAACGCAUAAUAAUAUUCACGACGAACAACAAGGAUAGCCUUGAUGACGCAUUAAUCAGACCAGGUCGUAUGGAUAUGCACAUUUACAUGGGACACUGCGGUUUUGAGGGAUUCAAGAUAUUGGCGUCUAACUACUUAGGCCUGUCUCACGAUAAUGAUGACACUCACCCUCUCUACCGGAGAUAA
Arabis nemorensis is the source of this 1122-nucleotide messenger RNA. The record is from the annotation of a GenBank genome assembly. Lineage: Eukaryota; Viridiplantae; Streptophyta; Magnoliopsida; Brassicales; Brassicaceae.